Messenger RNA from Wyeomyia smithii (pitcher-plant mosquito), 2132 nucleotides. RefSeq lists its product as uncharacterized. The record is from RefSeq and is a predicted model, not a curated record. The coding region runs from base 1206 to 1871 and encodes 221 amino acids. Lineage: Eukaryota; Metazoa; Arthropoda; Insecta; Diptera; Culicidae. The transcript has 4 exons.
GGCGAAACUUGAACUCCAUGUUGAUGAGUAAGCGAAAUCAGAGUUGUCAACAAAACAAACGUGGAAGUAAAUAAUUCAAUCAUGAACUUUUCGAAUGCUAGUUGAUGCAGCUGCUUUGUUGGACAAGUCGCCUGUUUCAUUCACAGAUAGCUCGUUUUCGGAAUGUGAACCAACACUAACCACUCUUACUGCUGAGUACUCUUCUCUUCAACCCAGCAACAUUUCAGAGGUUUACAAUGAAACAAUCGUGAACGGGAAUGACAAAACGAGAACAAGCCUAUCGGCCUGUGAGUGUAAAGUUUUAAAUGCGAUGAACGACACAGAAAAAUCUUUUUCUGCUGCAUUUCCGGAGAAUCACGGAAUUGAUUAUACAGCGCACAAGGAAUCGCAAACCGUAAACCUAAGGAUUUCACUUGAUUGGAAACGGCUGGAAUCAUACCAAGAAUAUACACAGACUACGUUAACUGCGUUAACGUUAACGUUAAAUCCCUAAUAUAGCGAAUUCCAAAAUCAAACAUUCGAAAGUAUCACAGUGGAUAACUGCACGGGAAUACUCAACAACGAGUCACUGUCGAAGAAGUUGGAUCAUUCGUGGAACAGUCUAUCUAAUGGUAAUCAAUCACAUUAAUUAAAAAAAAAAUAUUUUCAUUUUAUUUUCAGCUGAAAUGUCAACUGGCGAAUGCACCAAAGAUUUUUUAAAUAAUGAUUUCAAGCCUCAUGUUCACAAUUUGUCAAAGCUUUCUGGAUUCAAUUUAGAGCCACAAUGGCUUUCGAAUAAUCAACACAUGAAAACCUCAAUUGAACAUGGAAAAAACGAUCUGGUCACCGAUAGAUUUAGUGACUCACUUACUGCUCGCAGAAUUUCAAACCUUCCGGGUGAAAAUCUGCUUUCGAGAAGAUACCCUGCUGAUGAAACUUUUCGCUCACAAAUAAGAUCACGCAAAAGACCGAAUGUCAGCAGCAGUCGGACUAGUGAUAGACUCGUCCACACACUCCGAUUAUUAAAUAUUACUAACUACUCUAGAGGUAACAUACUGUUCAAAAGUAGCUCUAAUUGAGAAAAUUCUAGCUCAUUGCGAUGUGCAAAGCAAAAUGAUAGUAGCACAAACCGCAGUAGCAAGCUCAGUACGACGAAUGAUACAAGUCUCGCACAUUAUUCGGGUGGCAAUAUACUAUUAACCAGACUUCCUACUAAACACUAUAGCAUGCGAAAGAAGGACGAUCAGAAUAACUAUUCAAACGAUGAAUGUGAAAAAAGUUAUGGAAUAUGGCAGAAUAAAUCAAACACUGAUGAAGAUUGGUCAACAACAAGGUCCACGGGGCGUUCUGGUUAUCCGAACAGUCGAUCAUUGCUUCAACUAAAUUCAGUAGAAACGAGACUUGAACCCAAUUUAACAUUGGAUUCGAUUCAUAAUGAUUUGUCAUUUCGUAACGUUUACUGUAGUACACCGAAACAUUUGAAAGUUUGCGAGUUCGCGAAUGGUAUGAAUCGAAUGAAUACCGAAGAAACACCAUAUCAUCACCUCCAAAUUGAUUUUCUCGACUCAGAAUACGAGCCAGGUGAUCUGAACUCAGAAUAUGAUGAAUUUGAGGAUGGUGGCAUAGACAAUGAAGGAUUGUAUAAUAUAAUAGGAGAUGUUGAACCAAUGACAAAUUUUUCGAUGGAUGAAUAUUUUGAAAAAUAUCGUAACAGAAUUAUCAGCGAUAAUGAGUUAGAAGAUGAUGCGAACAAUAACAGAAAGGAAGCAGAUGAAAACGAGGAUCCUGGAUUUGAAGAACUGGGGAAAGAUGAUUGUCGUAAGAAGAUAAAGAAAAUGUCACUGUGGCAAAUAAACAAAACUGCUAAGGAACGUGGUGAAAAAUACCUAUGAAUGGACGGUACAGUUGUUCCAGCUAGGAAAAUACAGGAUCCAUGCCACUGUUUUUUCUUGAAAUGCUAUGAAAAGUACAGUAAUGCUUUACGUGAGCGGUUAUUAUCAAAUCUGUUGAAACUUUCAUCUUCAGGCCAAAAUCAAUUUAUUAGGAAUCAUAUAGUGAUUAGUGAAACAAGUCGACAAACGGUUAGUUAAAUAACAUUAAUUUUAAAAACUAUUUAAAUAACACAUACAUUAUUUUUAUGGGUUCUCAACUCA